UCCUUACCCCUCUGCUAUAAGCACCACCGCAACCCUAGACAUGCCCUCUCAGCCUCAGCCUCCCGCCGCCGCCGCUCUCUUCUCCGGAGACCCUCCCCUCCAGAGACCAGCGAGCGCGGAGACGCCGGAGCGAACCCUAGCCUGCCACCAUGGUGCUCCAGAACGAUAUCGACCUGCUGAACCCGCCGGCGGAGCUGGAGAAGCUCAAGCACAAGAAGAAGCGCCUCGUCCAGUCCCCCAACUCCUUCUUCAUGGAUGUCAAGUGCCAGGGCUGCUUCAGCAUCACUACCGUGUUCAGCCACUCCCAGACGGUGGUGGUCUGCCCGGGCUGCCAGACGGUGCUCUGCCAGCCGACCGGCGGGAAGGCCAGGCUAACCGAGGGGUGCUCCUUCCGCCGCAAGGGCGACUAAACCAAUCAUUGAAAUGCCAAAAGCUCUUGUUGGAGCUGCUAGUUUCCAGGAUGUAGUCUGAAAGUUUUGCCAAUGGCUGCUAUGUGAACUCCAAUGCUCUUUGAAUCUUUUGCUAGAGUGAACACCGGUACCUUUAUAUUCGAUUGGGUAAGGAAGGUCAGACUAGCUGUGUGUCCUGGUGAUACUGGGCGUCAAUGAAUCGUUCGCUAUUCCUGGUGA
Messenger RNA from Setaria italica (foxtail millet), 629 nucleotides. Its product is annotated as 40S ribosomal protein S27. The transcript has 4 exons. Lineage: Eukaryota; Viridiplantae; Streptophyta; Magnoliopsida; Poales; Poaceae. The record is from RefSeq and is a predicted model, not a curated record. Gene Ontology annotation, cellular component: ribosome; cytosolic small ribosomal subunit. The coding region runs from base 150 to 410 and encodes 86 amino acids. Gene Ontology annotation, biological process: ribosomal small subunit assembly; translation. Gene Ontology annotation, molecular function: RNA binding; structural constituent of ribosome.